UUUAUGCAGCCUAAUUAGGUAGUACAGCUGGAAGACACCGAGUCCCGUCCUUCACUUUAUUAACAGCAAAAAGCUUCGAACUGUCGACAGACUGGCGCUAAAUCUUUCCGAAAAACCACCACUUAGACGUAAGGACGUCAAACUUUAUUAGUUCAGAGUUAAAGUAAUGAAAGAUAAACACGUCCUCCCUUCAUGCUUACUUUCCACAAAAAGAAAGCUAUGGAAAUUUGCAACGGGAAGAAAAGGAGAAAGGUAAGCGGUGGUGUGCGGGUGUGCAGGCGGAGCGUGGCCGGGAAGAUGAAGCGCGAGGUAGGCAAAGUUCUCCGCUCCCUCACGGUGGAAGACAACAACCAUAAGGAACCCAUGGAGGAGGAAGAGGACGACCACUGCUUCUCCAUCGGCUACCUUCGAAAUGACCGACUGGAGCCGUCCUUGGUCGUGUCUCCCCGGUACAACCUGCUGCGGGAGGUCGGUCGGGGAAGCUACGGGGUUGUCUACGAGGCCAUAGCCCGCAAGACAGGGGCCAGGGUCGCGGUUAAGAGGCUCCAGUGCGACGCCCCGGAAAACGUAGAGUUGGCUCUGGCCGAGUUCUGGGCCCUGACGAGUCUGGAGAACCGACACCAGAAUGUUGUCCAGCUGGAGGAAUGUGUCCUACAGAGAAAGGGCCUGGCCCAGAAGAUGAGCCAUGGAAACAAGAAGUCCAGACAGUACCUGCGGCUAGUGGAGACCUCCCUCAAAGGCGAGCGCAUCCUGGGUUACCCAGAGGAGCCAUGCUACCUCUGGUUUGUCAUGGAGUUUUGUGAGGGUGGAGACCUCAACCAGUAUAUCUUGUCUCGUCGACCCGACCCCCAGACCAACAGGAGCUUUAUGCGCCAGUUGACGAGUGCUGUAGCUUUCUUGCACAAGAACAAUAUUGUCCACCGUGACCUAAAACCAGACAACAUUCUCAUCUCACAGAAAUCUGGUUCACCUGUUCUUAAAGUGGCUGACUUUGGCCUCAGUAAAGUUUGUGCCGGUCUAAACACCAAGAACUGUGAAGAUCACCCUAUAGCAGGAGAGGAUGGCAAAGGCAGCAACCAGAACAACAUUGUCAACAUAAACAAAUUCUGGUUGUCGUCAGCUUGUGGUUCAGACUUCUACAUGGCUCCUGAGGUGUGGGAGGGCCACUACACAGCUAAGGCUGAUAUCUUUGCUCUGGGCAUCAUCAUCUGGGCCAUGAUCGAACGAAUCACAUUCAUUGAUGCAGAGUCCAAACGUGAACUGCUGGGCACCUACAUUAGACAGGGCACAGAGAUUGUACCUGUAGGGGAGGCUCUGCUGGAGAACCCCAAGAUGGUGCUACACAUCCCUCAAAGGGCGAGAAGCUCUAUGUCGGAGGGGGUGAAGAAACUCCUCCAUGAUAUGCUUGCAGUCAAUCCUCAGGACCGACCAGACGCCUUCCAGCUGGAGGUGCGAAUGGACCAAGUCACAUGCGCUGCAUGACAUCCCCCACCUUCUCCACAUCUCUCCUUUCUAACCCUAACCAGUCCAAGAAGGGACCUCUUUCCUUCCCAGCUUGGCUAUUACAUGGAUGUGGACUCCAGUGGAUAAAGGGACUCCGUCUUACUGAACUGUGAAGAAUCCAAAAUCACAAGGAGCAGCAAAUGACAUAAAGUCUGAUGAUUCCAAAACUCUGGGACAAAGAACUGUUUGCAAACCACACCAAAACUGUACUUCCAGCACCAUCCAGUUACAAUCACUUUGACUGUACAGCAGAGGAUGUGUAACUGGUUGUUAGUGCCAGUGUCUCUGAAAGCUCAAUGGAUGUGAACCAGGUUAAUGACAUUAGUUGAUAUCUGUUUGUCGAUUUAAGCCCCAGUAUAGGCCUGCUCUUCCUCAGCAUUUGUAAUGUAGUCAACUGUGGCACAGACUGCUGUACUGUGCUGUACCAGUGUUUUACGGUGAAAGCAUCAUUGUACUGAUGAUAAUAAUUAUGAACAACAGGUGACACUACACUGCCCUGUCUACUAACCUUGUGCCUUAAAAAUGAUUGACACCAAGUGCGAUUGGGUUCUUAAAUAAAAUGAUUUGAAGGUUACAGUGGAAGCUCAUGCACCAAGACAGAAAUGUCAUGAGUCAACAACCACGUUGUCUAAUGCAGGUUUCUGUCUGCAAAAUGUGUAGCCAGUCAGUGAAAUAUUUUCCUUUUAAUGAUGUCACACUUUCUAAAUAAUAUCCCAGUCUGCAGUAAUGUCGUUAAAUUGUGGUUGUUUGAUGUCCCCCCUCAACCUAAACACUGAAGUGCAAUCAUGACACUGAAGCUGAAAUAUAAAAGAAUUGAACUAAAAUUGAGACACCAGUGGUAUGUAUACCCUCUUGUAAACCAUGCUUACCCUGACAUUUCACAAAUCUGUGGCACACUCCAAGGCAGAGGGAAUAUGCUCUUCUGAAGGUGUACUAGACAUGUAUAAGCAGGUCAACUCCAGAAAAUACUGUGCAGGUGCAACCAAACAAUGUAUAGCAGGGAAUUCAAAGUGAUCUUAUUGGGCAUUAGUUCUUGUUGAAUCCAAAGAGGCCCUGUAGGACUAAAUUACAUUUCUGUGCUUAUCAUCACCACAUUACCAUAUUUGCUAAAUUUAUGAACAGUUGAUUAUUUGGUGGACGAACAGCUGUUUUAGUACCUGUGUAUAUAUACUUUUUACAUUGAGGAUGAGUGUGGCAUCCUCACCAACUAAAAUAAUUAGCUGAGUACAUUCAAAGAUACCAAGUAAGUGAGUAACUUGCUGUCAUCUUGUGAAGUGAUGUUAAGCAUUGUUCUAUAUGCAUGCUGUAGGCAUGUGGCUGGUGUGGAAUAUAUAAUGUGUAAAGGGUAAUUGAAAAGAACAGCCUAAGCAGUAUUGUGCAAUCUGACAGAAAUUUUCUUGAGUAACGGAUUGGAGAAAUGUAACAGGAAAAUCUAAGAUUUUACUAUUUGGGAACAAUCCGCAAAAGCAGCCAUCUGAAACCAACUCAAUUCAUCGUCUCUUCUGUCUUCUCCUUAUGCAAAUGCUUUAAACACUUUCGAGUGGCAUGUAAUAUGUUGGAGCCGUUCAGGCUGUGCUCAGUUGGUUGUAACCUAUUAUCUGUGUUGGGAAAUUAUUGCUAGUUUGUGCUCUGAUUAAUGAAAAUGUAUCACUACAACUGCAAAGUGGAGUAAACAUGUACACCGAUCAGGCGUAACAUUUUGACCAUCUGCCAGAUACUGUGUUGGUCCCCUUUAUGCUGCUGCAACUCCUCUGACCCUGUGGGGCACACAGUACCUCUGGGGAUGUGCUGUAACACCGGGAUGGUGGCAGUGAAUUCUGUGGAUCCUGUGGGUUGCAGGGUGGGACCUAUCUACAUCAGGCUUGUCCUGGCACAUCCUAUGGAUGCUCAGUAAGAUUUGGAUCUGGGGAGGGUGGGACCUGAGUGAGUGGGGUGCAUUGUCCUACUGAGGGUGGCAACUGGCAUCAAGGACUGCUGUUGCUUGGUGGGUGGUACAUGUCAAACAUCCACAUGAAUGUCCAGGCUCAAGGUUUCCCAGCAGAACGUUGCAUUCUAACAAGAUGAUUGAUGGUAUUCACUUCAUCUGUCAGUGGUCAUAAUGUUGUGGCUGAUCGGUGUAUGCUACUAUAGAGUCAUGAAAACUUCCAGAUAAAUGGAAAAUAACAGAAAGUUAAAUUCAAAGUAACUUCAACACAGACCAGAGGUUUCAUUUUGGUUUCAUAGUGUAUUGUUUGGCUUCAGUUCAGCGACUCAGCAGUUUCAGUAGAUUUUGAGGAAUUUAUAGUGUGGUCCUACCUCAUUCUCAGCACUCUGAAAGAUCCUAUCCAGUUUGACUCCUCUUUGACAAUCUUGUCUUAGUUUCUAAUACAGGGAGUACUUUCCUUAAGAAUGUUAGAUUUUUACCUCAGACUUUGUCUCUUUUAAUUUAAACCAACCUCUAACAGACUUUUCUGUGUGGUGUUUUGCUUAGCAAGAAACGCCUAGCUUAUCCCUUUGAACAGCUGUAUAACAGAGCAAGUCCAGCCCCAUAUCCACACAACAAUAUGUUAUAUGUAUUCAACAACUACAAUUAGGUUAAGAUCGUAUCUGUAUCUAUUCAUGCAGAUCUCAGUGUAUUUCAAACUAGCUCAUAUAAUUAAUUACAUACAAGGGGGACAAUUUUUGCAAGUAAAAAAGAAGUUACAUAUGAUUGUAACAAAUAACUACAUAAGUUUUGACUUACCAAGGCAAAAUUAUGAGAUAAAAAGUCAACAAACUUAUGCCUUACCCCUGGUCAGUCACUGUACGAAGUUGGCCUGAUUGAUGGAUAGUUUCUGGAAAAUUACAAAAACUGUUUGUAGCACACUGAGUUCUCAUCGAUAGAUUUCACGUGUUGUAAAAGAUCUUUUUUUAUGUUAUGAGACAUGCUGACAUGUACUUCUUUUGAAGAAAUCUCAAGAGUUGGUUAGACUAAACACACAAACAAACAAAACAAGUGCAUCCAAAGCUAACAAAAUUGCACAUGUGGAAGCAGAGAACUGGAUUUGUGUGUGAUUUUAAGUGACUUUUUCUUUUGAGUGUUUUAGUUUAAUCAAAAAUGAACACACCUCAAUGCUUGUGGGCACUGUAGUUGUUGAAUACUAACAACACUAUUGCUUUUGUUAAAACAUGAAGGUGUUUUUGUAUGUGUUCAACACAUACAAAGUCCUCUUACUUUUGGGAUGUUGAACCUCUUACCUUCUGUAUGCUUGUUUUACCAGUAAACCUAACAUGGCUAUGACACAUGGUUAAUGCAUAAGCUACAAAACCAUUGUUACUAAAAUGUAUUACCAACAUGCCCUGCUGUCACUUUUUGUAUGAGCCAGUUUGUUUAUCUCUCUUCAGACUAGUAAUGACUCCACUUGAAAACACUUCACACUAUGCAAACUAUUUUACUGUUUCACUGUAAACACCGCAAAAAGCCACACCAUUCUCAAAAUAUUGUAUGUUAUGUCUUCUUUUACUGCAUUUUUGCAAUUUGUACAAAAUGUCUUUGAAUAAAAUAAGUUUUUGUUGAUGAAGCAAAAAGGAGCCAUUAGAUGUUUGAGAAUACAUCGUUUUUUUUGCUUUAAAUAUGUGUGAUGUUUCUUGGAAUAAAUGAUAAAAACUA
Amphiprion ocellaris (clown anemonefish) is the source of this 5131-nucleotide messenger RNA. It is a transcript of the gene stk35, whose product is annotated as serine/threonine kinase 35. Gene Ontology annotation, cellular component: cytoplasm; autophagosome. Gene Ontology annotation, biological process: protein autophosphorylation; autophagy; axon extension. Gene Ontology annotation, molecular function: protein serine/threonine kinase activity; ATP binding. Lineage: Eukaryota; Metazoa; Chordata; Actinopteri; Pomacentridae. The record is from RefSeq and is a predicted model, not a curated record. The transcript is spliced from 3 exons. Bases 193 to 1482 code for a protein of 429 amino acids.